Aspergillus tanneri is the source of this 1647-nucleotide messenger RNA. It is a transcript of the gene NPR2, whose product is annotated as nitrogen permease regulating protein NPR2. Gene Ontology annotation, molecular function: GTPase activator activity. Gene Ontology annotation, cellular component: vacuolar membrane; GATOR1 complex. Gene Ontology annotation, biological process: positive regulation of autophagy; negative regulation of TORC1 signaling. The record is from RefSeq and is a predicted model, not a curated record. The coding region runs from base 1 to 1647 and encodes 548 amino acids. The transcript has 4 exons. NCBI's taxonomy places the organism in Eukaryota, Fungi, Ascomycota, Eurotiomycetes, Eurotiales, Aspergillaceae.
AUGAUCAAAGCCAUUUUCUAUAGCAAAUUCGACACCCAAGAGGGCCCCAAAGUCGUCCACCAAGUCCCCGAUGGGGCCAUCGUUCCCUCCAGUACCGCGCCCUCGCAGCCGCUUUUCCUCACCUUCUCUGAUAUCUCCUUUUUUGUGAUCCCCCGUCAGGAACUCUGUGGGAACCUGAUCCAGGUAUGCACCAAUGGCUAUCGCAUCCUUGGGUACCCCAUUUGCAUGAAGUCCCUCCGCUACGAUCGAAAUGAGUUCAUCUUCAACUUCUGUCUCGUGUUGGCCGAGGAAGAGGAUUUCAGCACAUACAUGAGUGUGGUCCAGAAACUCGCCGAUUUGAUGCAUGGAUUGGAAGAGCAGAAUGGCUUUCUGUCGAGGGAUCAUUCGAAGAGCGGCGAGGGCAAGGUGUACAGUUUAUGUGAGACUUUGAUGGAGGACUUGAAUAAUUAUUGCGAGAGCAUGAUCCCCAUUGAUGAAUUGAAUACCUUGAAUGUCAAAUUGUUCCCCGUCUAUCCUAUUCCUCCACCGGUCCGAGCCUGGCAGGUUCCCUUAUUCACCGUGCGAUACCAGGCCUUCAUGGACGAGAACUGGGAUCUGACAAUGCAACGGAUCGUCCCACACAUCAACGGCGUGAACAGUGUCCGCAUCAUCUCGAUCCUCGCAGACACCGACUUCUCGCUUACCUGCCGCGCGAUCCGGCAUCUCCUUUACUACGGCUGUCUCUUCCUCCUGGACAUUUUUUCUUUCUCCGCCAUUUAUGCGCCCACCUCUCAAUUCAGCUCCACCAUCGGCUCCGACGAAGAUAUGCAGCGAGAAUGUGCCCGCUACGUUAACACCACCUUUGCCACCUCAGUGACAACAUCUACAACGCUCAGCCCCGACCAACCUCCUAGAUACCACGACCCAGACGCAGUCUGGCCACCCACCGGCGACCCAGUCGUCCCCGGCGACAUAAGUAGCGUGAACGGGAGUCCCCCCGCCACGAGUCCCAGCACGGCGUCAAAAUCGAUAUCAACAUCCACCGCUGGAACCGAAGACAACGAUAUCUACCACGAAGCCGCUAACAACGACAGCAUCGUUGACGGCGUCGCGCUAGUCGAACUCUACGCGAGUUUAAAACAAGGCCAAAGCAUCAAACAAUGGUAUAUCCAACACAGUCGUAAACUCGCCCACAUCGACGUACGUCGAUUCAUCACCUUUGGCGUCAUCAAGGGCUUCCUAUACCGCGUGCAUAAAUACCCCUAUACAACGGGGUUGCCUGCCCCGCCGUUAAAAUCAUCCCACCACCAACUCCAUCACCACUACCCUACCAGCGGACCAUCAUCCCGUGGCCCCGGAACAGGCACAAAUAGUCCCUAUGCGUCGAGUGCGGGCGACGACCCAGCUCCGAUUUCAAUGCAGCAACGACGCGGCGACGAGCCCGUCGAGCGGGGAGAUCAAUCUACCUCUGUCCAGAGUGGGAGCCGGACAGGGACGGUGGUGGAUGAGGAAGAUGAGGAAGACUUCAUCGAUGAUAAGACGUUAUCGAAAUAUCUAGAUGGAGUGCAUUGUUUUGAUCAGAUCUGUACCGAGUUGGAGAUUAGCGAGAGGGAUCUGACGGCGAGGUUGAAACGGUAUCCAGGGGAAGUUCUGAUUAUCCAUCGUUAG